Molecule: messenger RNA, 1866 nt
Organism: Leptonychotes weddellii (Weddell seal)
Lineage: Eukaryota; Metazoa; Chordata; Mammalia; Carnivora; Phocidae
Source: RefSeq, a predicted model, not a curated record
AAAGCGGGGAGCAGGAGCGCCGCGCGUCUGGACCGCCAGCCGACGGGGCGGCUGCUGGCCUCCCGGGCCGGGCCUCCUCCGAGCCGCGCGCCAUGGCGUCGGAGGGGCCUCGGGAGCCCGUGGGCGAGGGCUUCAAGUUGUCAGCAGAUGUCAAACCAUUUGUCCCCAAAUUUGCUGGGCUCGGUGUGGCAUGGUCAGAGUCUUCGGAAGCACGUGUGUUCCCUAGCUGUGCAGCCGCCUACUAUCCGUGUGUUCAGGAGCUCCCUGUGCCUGAGCAGAAGCUCUGUACUGAAGAUGUGGCCUUCGGAGCUUCACCUUUCCUACCUCAGUAUUUAUCUUCUGAGCUUGCUCUUCAUCCGUGCCGUUACUCUCCUUACCCCGUGGAGUGCUCACAGAGCGGCUGCCCAGUGCCCGGCUCCCAGUAUGCUUGCGGCCGCCCCAGUGCGUACCGAGGUUUUCAGACCGUGAAGCCGCGAGGCGAGCAGAUGUGCCCUGUCCCACAAGACUCAAAAGCUUUGUUUAAGAAAAAAACAUAUGAGCAGAAGUUUGACAGCAAGAAGGCUGAUGGAUCUCUGUCAUCUGAUAUAAAAUCAGGUAGAGGUUCACAUCCUGUGUCCAUUCACGCUGACGCAAACUUGAAACCAGAUGGUUAUCCGAAGCGAACAGACAGGAAAUCCGGAAUCGUUGAAAAAAGUGGAUCUGCCUCCAAACCUGAGUUUGAAUUUACCAGGUUGGACUUUCCUGAACUGCAGGGUCCGGAACACAGUGAGAUCUCAGAGACAGAGAAGCAGUCCAAGUGGGGGCCUCUGCGCUCCACCUCCGCUGACCUGUCUCUUCUCCGAGAGGUGGUGAAACCCGCCGUGGUGACAACGGAGGGUGAAGGGGUGGUGAGAAGCACGGACGCAGCGGAGACCAUGACCGGCAGCGCUGCGGCUGAUCCUGCCUCCUGUACCAGAGAGUUAUCUUGGACACCAAUGGGUUAUGUUGUUCGGCAGACAUUAUCUACAGAACAGUCAGCAGCCCCUAAAAACGUUACUUCCAUGAUAAACCUAGAGACGGUCGCUUCGUCAGCAGACUCUAAAAGCGUUAGUAUGUCACCUCCUGAAGUUUUAUCUUCAGAUCCUUCCUACAAAGAGAAACACAUCCACUCUGCUAAAAAGUCCAAAGCAUCACAAGGUGGCGAUCCUGAACAGAAUGAAGCCUCAAGAAAGCAUAAGAAAAAGAAAGAAAAGUCUAAAUCAAAAUAUGAAGUCUUGACCGUUCAGGAACCACCAAGGAUUGAAGAUGCCGAGGAGUUCCCCAAUCUGGCAGUUGCGUCUGAAAGAAGAGACAGAGUAGCAUCUCCGAACUUUCAGUCUCAGCAGCAGCCGCAGAAUAAUUUUAAAAAUAGUGGAAAGAAGAGCCAGAUUCCAGUACAGUUGGAUUUGGGAGGAAUGCUGGCAGCCCUGGAGAAGAAGCAGCACUCGCAGAGUGCAACGCCGUCCUCCAGACCUGUGGUGGUCUCAGGUAAGAGCGGCUCUUCGUCUCUGGGGAAAUGGCUGAGAGUCUCUUCCAGAUAGGCUGCUCUGUGACUGUCUUAUCUUUAAUCAGAACAGCAUGGUACUGGGAUAUAAUGGAAUAGGUUGGGAGUCCAGAAAUAAACCCACAUAUCUCUGGCCGGUGAAUUUUUGACCAAAAUAUGUUCAUUAAGAGAACAAGGAGCGGUUUUGAAAAAUGGUGCUGGGACAGCUGGAUUUCCACGUGCCAGGGAAAGCUGGGCUCCUGCCACACACUGUAUGCAGUGGUUAAAGUGGAACAAUGACCUAAAUAUAAACACUAAGCCCAAAAAACCCUUAGAAAAAAACAAAGGUGGGGCGCCUGGGUGAC